GCAAAAAGUUUCUUUGCGGGCGAGGGGGGCUUCGGCGCGCCGAGGCUGCUGGGGCUGCAACGCCGUUGCAGCUGGCCGUCCUCUCCGGUUUUCCUCUCGCUGCUCCGGGGCAUGAAAGGGAUUCGCUGCGGGGCGUAAAAUAAAGGAGUUUGCCGCGGAGCGCCGGACAGGGCGCGCACACGCGGCCCCGAGCGCGGGCGGCCACUCUCAGCUGCAAGUUUGUGCCGAGCCCCGAGCGCGCGCCGGCUGCGGAGCGCCGGGCCGAGCUAGAGGCCGCAAGAGUGCGAUGGGCGCGCCGAGGCUCUGCGCGCCGGCGGUGGCGCUGGGACUGCUGCUGUGCGCGGUGCUGGGGCGGCUGGGCCCGGCCGAGGGCAGCGGUCGCGGCGGCUCGGGGACACUCGGGCAGCCUUUUGGGGUCGCCGCCGAGCGCCUGUGUCCCGCUCCCUGCCGCUGCCUCGGGGACCUCCUGGACUGCAGUCGCCAGCGGCUGGCGCGCCUUCCCGAGUCGCUCCCGCCGUGGGUCGCUCGGCUGGACUUGAGUCACAACAGAUUGUCUUUAAUCAAGGCAAAUUCCAUGAGCCACCUUCAGAGCCUUCGAGAAGUGAAACUGAACAACAAUGAAUUGGAGACCAUUCCAAAUCUAGGACCAGUCUCAGCAAAUAUUACACUUCUCUCCUUAGCUGGAAACAGGAUUGUUGAAGUAUUACCUGAACAUCUGAAACAGUUUCAAUCCCUCGAAACUUUGGACCUGAGCAGCAAUAAUAUUUCAGAGCUUAAAAUUCCCCUUCCACCCCUACAACUCAAAUAUCUGUACAUCAACAGCAACCGGGUCACUUCGAUGGAACCUGGGUAUUUUGACAGCUUGGCCAACACACUCCUGGUGUUGAAGCUGAACAGGAACCGAAUCCCGGCUAUCCCCCCCAAGAUGUUUAAACUGUCCCAACUACAACACCUUGAACUGAACCGAAACAAGAUUAGAAAUGUAGAUGGGCUCACAUUCCAAGGGCUUGGUGCUCUGAAGUCUCUGAAAAUGCAAAGAAAUGGAGUAACAAAACUUAUGGAUGGAGCUUUUUGGGGGCUGAGCAACAUGGAAAUCUUGCAGCUGGACCAUAACAACCUAACAGAGAUUACCAAAGGCUGGCUUUACGGCUUGCUGAUGCUGCAGGAACUUCAUCUCAGCCAAAAUGCCAUCAACAGGAUCAGCCCUGAUGCCUGGGAGUUCUGCCAGAAACUCAGUGAGCUGGACCUAACUUUCAAUCACUUAUCGAGGUUGGAUGAUUCAAGCUUCCUGGGCCUAAGCUUACUAAAUACACUGCACAUUGGGAAUAACAAAGUCAGCUACAUUGCUGAUUGUGCCUUCCGGGGGCUUUCCAGUUUAAAGACUUUGGAUCUGAAGAACAAUGAAAUUUCCUGGACUAUUGAAGACAUGAACGGUGCUUUCUCUGGGCUUGACAAACUGAGGCGGCUAAUACUCCAGGGGAACCGGAUUCGAUCUAUUACCAAAAAAGCCUUUACUGGUUUGGACGCAUUAGAACAUCUAGAUUUGAGUGACAACGCAAUCAUGUCGUUACAAGGCAAUGCAUUUUCACAGAUGAAGAAACUUCAGCAAUUGCAUUUAAAUACAUCAAGCCUUUUGUGCGAUUGCCAGCUAAAAUGGCUCCCACAGUGGGUGGCAGAAAACAACUUUCAGAGCUUUGUAAAUGCCAGUUGUGCCCAUCCUCAGCUGCUAAAAGGAAGAAGUAUUUUCGCUGUUAGCCCGGAUGGCUUUGUGUGUGAUGAUUUUCCUAAACCCCAGAUCACGGUUCAGCCAGAAACACAGUCGGCAAUAAAAGGUUCCAAUUUGAGUUUUAUCUGCUCGGCUGCCAGCAGCAGUGAUUCCCCGAUGACUUUUGCUUGGAAAAAAGACAAUGAACUACUGCAUGAUGCUGAAAUGGAAAAUUACGCACACCUGCGGGCCCAAGGCGGCGAGGUGAUGGAGUACACCACCAUUCUCCGGCUGCGCAGCGUGGAAUUCACCAGUGAGGGGAGAUAUCAGUGUGUCAUCUCCAAUCACUUUGGCUCAUCCUACUCUGUCAAAGCCAAGCUCACAGUAAAUAUGCUUCCUUCCUUCACCAAGACCCCCAUGGACCUUACCAUCCGAGCCGGGGCAAUGGCACGUCUGGAGUGUGCCGCCCUGGGGCAUCCAGCCCCACAGAUAGCCUGGCAGAAGGACGGGGGCACAGACUUCCCUGCUGCGAGGGAGAGACGCAUGCAUGUUAUGCCUGAGGACGAUGUGUUCUUUAUUGUGGAUGUGAAGAUAGAGGACAUCGGGGUUUAUAGCUGCACAGCUCAGAACAGUGCAGGAAGCAUUUCUGCAAAUGCGACUCUGACUGUCCUAGAGACACCAUCCUUUCUGCGGCCCCUGUUGGACCGAACUGUAACCAAGGGAGAAACGGCCGUCCUGCAGUGCAUUGCUGGAGGUAGCCCUCCUCCCAGACUGAACUGGACCAAGGAUGACAGCCCCUUGGUGGUCACCGAAAGGCACUUUUUUGCAGCAGGCAAUCAGCUGCUGAUCAUUGUGGACUCUGAUGUCAGCGAUGCUGGGAAGUACACGUGUGAAAUGUCUAAUACCCUUGGCACUGAGAGAGGCAACGUGCGCCUCAGUGUGAUCCCCACUCCCACCUGCGACUCCCCUCAGAUGACCGCUUCGUCGUUAGACGACGAUGGAUGGGCCACCGUGGGCGUCGUGAUCAUAGCAGUGGUUUGCUGUGUGGUGGGCACGUCGCUCGUGUGGGUGGUCAUCAUAUACCACACAAGGCGGAGGAACGAAGAUUGCAGCAUUACCAACACAGAUGAGACCAACUUGCCAGCAGAUAUCCCUAGUUAUUUGUCAUCUCAGGGAACCUUAGCCGACAGGCAGGAUGGGUACAUCUCCUCAGAAAGUGGAAGCCACCACCAGUUCGUCACUUCUUCAGGAGGCGGAUUUUUCUUACCGCAACACGACAGUAACGGAACGUGCAAUAUCGACAAUAGCAGUGAAGCCGAUGUGGAAGUUUCCAUGGAUCCAUUCCUUUGUCCCUUUUUGGGAUCCUCAGGCCCUGUGUAUUUGAAGGGGAAUGUAUGUGGCUCCGAUCCUUUUGAAACCUAUCAUACAGGCUGUGGCCCUGACCUGAGAACAGCUUUAAUGGACCACUGUGAGCCCAGUCACAUAAAGAAAAAGGAGUGCUACCCAUGUCCUUAUCCUUCAGAAGAAUCCUGUGAACAGAAUGGCAGUGAUGUAGGAUGGCCUUCACAUGUGAGGAAAUUAAUCAACUCCACUUACUCUCAGAAUGAAGGACCCGGAAUGAAAAGUUUGUGUCUAAACAAGUCCUCUUUAGAUUUCAGUCUAAGUCCAGAGCCAGCAUCAGUUCCUUCAAGUAAUUCUUUCAUGGGAACAUUUGGAAAGCCUCUGAAGAGAGCUCACCUGGAUGCUUUUUCAAGCUUUGGACAGCCAUCAGAUUGUCAGCCAAGAGCGUUUCACCUAAAAGCUCAUUCUUCCCCAGACUUGGACUCUGAGUCAGAGGAAUAUGGGAAAGAAAGGACAGAUUUUCAGCAAGAAAAUCACACGUGUACCUAUCAACAGACCUUAGAAAACCAUAGGACUCCAAAUUUUCAGUCUUAUGACUUGGACACCUAGACUGAGUAGGAGCAAAGAAGAGCUCUAACAUACUACCUCAAGCAGACUUUUAUUUAAAAGAGAGAGAAUCCUAUGUUUUUAAAUGGAGUUAUGAAUUUUAAAAGGAUAAAAUGUCUUAUUUAUACAGAUGGACCAAAAUUACAAAAAGUUAUAAAAAAUUUUAUACUGGGAGUAACUUUCAUAUAAGGAUACCUUUUUAAACUAUUUUAACUUUGUUUUAUGUGAAAAAAAAAUCUUAACGUAAAUUAAUGGUAUGAAUCCAUGACUAUUUUAUGUAUUUUUAUAAUGCCAGAUUUCUUUUUAUUGAAAAUGAGUACUAAAACAUUUUAAUUAAUACCUGUCUUGUACCUUUUUUGAAUAGAGGUCACUUCAUUUUAUUUUGCACAUUGCAUUUAAUAAAAUGUGUCAUUUUGAUCCCAAGCCCCAUCUAUACAAUUACAGUUUUUGUUGUUCUCAACACAUUUUAGGCUUAAUAAUUUCAUAUUAUCAUGUCCAAAUUGAAGGAAAUUCUACUUAGCACAUUAAAAUAUGAGCCAAAACUGACCAUUCUGCCUAUCACACAGAAUUGAGGUAAUGCAAACUCAAAUCAGAUUAGUGUAUAUAAAAGCACAUUGUAAACGAAAAAGAGCUACAAAGAUUUGAGGUGUAUUAAUUUAUUUCUAACUUUACAAACAAAGAUUACAAACAACGAAAAAGAGCUACAAAGAUUUGAGGUGUAUUAAUUUAUUUCUAACUUUACAAACAAAGAUUUGUUGGUAUAGUCUGGUAUAAUGUAGUGCAACCACCAUUGCUUAAAUCACUGCCCAAGCCAUGUUUCUUUAAUUAUAAUAAUGCCUUAUGUGGCCUGAUGCCUUGUGCUUUUCCAAAUAGUUUCACAUUUACCAUCCCUUUAAUUAUAACAAGAGCAUGGUUUACUGCACAUUUCUGUAGUUAAAGUGGCUAUAACAGAGGUGAUUUUCAUUUACUGUUCCAGGUUAUAGUGGGAUGCUGAUAGAAAUCUUGGCUAUUUUUUACUGAUUUUGUGUUGGAUGAGCAGUUCUUAUAAAAAAGGUACUUUUAAGCUAUUCUAAAGAAUUAAAAUAUUUUCCUAAUUUGGUUAUCCUGCUUUUGGUAAAAACUGAGUAUCAAAUCUGUUACUUAAACUAUUUAAAAUAUUUGUUUUAAAUAGUAUUUAAGUGAAAAUGUCAUUACAUGGUGCGUAUAUACACACAAAACAUGAAUAUAGUCAUCUUUAAAAUUAAGUGACAUUAUUUCAAUUACUUGAAAUAAACUUAAGUCUACUAAUUCAGGUGAUGAAAUUGGAUUUUUUAAAGACAAUUCUUGUUUACGUCUAUAGUUUAAAGACCAAUCCUCUUGCCCAAGAAUAGUUAAAUAUAUAUGGGAAGAGUUAAUGCAUAGCACAUUAAGCUUUAAAAUCCAACCUGAUGAAGGUGUGAAUUUAUGCCAUUUUCAGUCCUUUGAACUAAAGUGAAAGCAGUUGUUAGAAAAGCAGAUUCUUCUCGGAGGAUAUGUUGGGGGGUGACGUUUUCCUGCUUAGGGAGUGUCCAGUUUUGUCGUCUGUGAGCCAGAAACGACCCCAGACUGUAGUAAGAUUUUCUUCCUUUAAUGUAGACACCAGAGUCUAGGACAGGAAGUUGAUCCUUCCUUGGACCACCAGUGACUAUGUGCAGAGAAGUGAUUUUGUAUGCUUUGGCUUUAUCAUAUUGCCAGACUUUCAAAAUCUUAUUAACUUGUCUUCAUUAUUGCCAGAUGUGUUGCAAGCAUUGAUGGGGGCCUAUUCAAUGAUUAAGAACUUCUUUUAAAGGAUUUCAUUUUUCCGGACUUAGCCACAAAAGUUUAAAUCAUUAGCACUUGAAAUUCAAAAAUUAUAUUCAUUCUACUUUAAUAUGAUUUUUCCCUUUUACUCUGUGUGUAUAUAUGGAUUACAGAUAAUUUUAGCUGUGUGGAAAAACAGGAGCUCAAUUUCUCUUUGACAUUUGCAGGAAAAGAACGUAUAUAAUCACAAAAUGAAUCUAGUAAGUAUUAAUGUAUCCUAGAAUAAUACAGACUUCAGAAAAAGAUAAAUACCAAAUCAUUUAGUUUAUGAAAAAUAAUGCCUAAAAUUUUUCAAUGUAAUCUUUCUGUGCUUUCUGAUAAAGACUAAUUCACAUACAACAUAUCUUAAUAGAUGUUCACGCCACUUUCAUAGUGUUUUCUUCAUUACCAGUGCUAAUGAUAACAUCGUUACUGUGUGUAAUCUCAACCUGUUUUUUAAGAUAUUCGGAGAUAAAGGUUAUAUAAUUGUGGCAGGCAACAUUAAAAAAAUUUUUUUAAUGUUUAUUUUUGUGAGAGACCGAGUACGAGCAGGGGAGGAGCAGAGAGAGAGGGAGACACAGAAUCCGAAGCAGGC
Messenger RNA from Prionailurus viverrinus (fishing cat), 6044 nucleotides. RefSeq names its product leucine rich repeats and immunoglobulin like domains 3 (gene LRIG3). Bases 287 to 3655 code for a protein of 1122 amino acids. Gene Ontology annotation, molecular function: protein binding. Lineage: Eukaryota; Metazoa; Chordata; Mammalia; Carnivora; Felidae. The record is from RefSeq and is a predicted model, not a curated record. The transcript has 19 exons.